Ricinus communis (castor bean) is the source of this 1458-nucleotide messenger RNA. RefSeq lists its product as uncharacterized. The transcript has a single exon. NCBI's taxonomy places the organism in Eukaryota, Viridiplantae, Streptophyta, Magnoliopsida, Malpighiales, Euphorbiaceae. Bases 158 to 1288 code for a protein of 376 amino acids. The record is from RefSeq and is a predicted model, not a curated record.
AAAGUGAAAGAUAAAGAGAGCCAAGCCUCCAAUAAAUCCCACCACAAAAAACAUUCCUCUCCCGCCUACAAACCCUACCAUUCUUCUACUUAAACCUCGAUAAAUUAAAGAAAGAACCAACUUGAGAAAUUCAUCAUAUCAUUGCACGGAAAUCAAUAUGGGGUGCAACUCCUCAAAAGCAAUUGAAGCCACCACCGUAGCUAUCUACCGUCCACCACCUUCAAGCUUUGCUGUUUUUGAUAUCAACUCAAUACAAGAACCAUGGCUUUCCAUGGACAAUACUACUCAAGAAAACCAAGAAAAGCCUACCCAUCUGCCAGCUCCUAUAUUGGAGAAGCUCAACAAGUUGGAAGCUGAUACUCCUCAUACUUGGGACGAGGUUAGCAAAGCCCUUGAAGACCUCAAACCUGCUCUUGAUAACAAAAGCCUUAUCGUCCUGCCGCCACCACCAAAGCCUGAUACUAUAAAACAACCAACAAAAGAUAGCACCCAAGAAAAGAAGCAAGCCCCAAAAAAGAGCUCGUCUUUUCACACAGUUGAAGAACUUGACGCGAAGUUAUCUUCAAAAGAAUCAAGACCCAAGAACGAGCUGAGAAAGUCAGAGUCCAUGGGAACUGGGUUCAAGAAAACAGAAGUCAUGAACAAGACGACUGAUCAGUUAUCAAGAGUGGCAGUUGAGCCAGAAACAGGGUCAGGGAAAGUUAUCAAGCCAGUAAAAGAGAACAUAUUCAUACUAAGAGAUAGGCAAGAAAGAGAAAAAGAAGGGAAAAUGGCGAACUAUGACAAAAUGAAAAGGUUGGAUCCAUUAAGUGAGUACCCAGAAAAGAUUCCACCGAAUGGAGGAGCUGAGUCAGUGGUGAUUUACACGACGUCGUUACGUGGCGUACGCAAAACAUUCGAAGAUUGUAAUCGUGUGAGGUCUUUGUUAGAAGGGCACAGAGUGGUGUUUGAUGAAAGGGAUGUGUCUUUGCACGGUGAUUUCCUGAACGAGUUAAGGGAGUUGUUAGGUGAAGAAGCGAGUGUCCCAAGGGUUUUUGUUAAAGGAAGGUAUUUUGGAGGGGUGGAUAAUGUAAUUGAGUUGAACGAAACGGGUAGACUCGGCCGGAUAAUGAGUUGGGCACGUGUGGAAAGAGGGGUAGGGAGACAAGCGUGUGAAGGUUGUGGUGGUGCUAGAUUUGUGCCAUGUGUGGAUUGUGGUGGGAGCUGUAAGGUUUUAGUGGAUGGAGUUAAGGAGAGGUGCGGUGAGUGUAACGAGAAUGGACUGAUGCUUUGUCCUGCUUGCCUAUAAUUAAUCUGUGGUGUUCUUUUGUGUGCUGGAUUUUAAAUUUUAAUUAUUUUGGUUUUGGCAUUUUCUGGUGCAAGUGGAUGAAGUGGUGCCAUGGAGGAGCUUCUGAAAAAGUUUGUAUUUGAUAUAAUUUCUUCACAUAUUGUAAGAGAAAUUGUAAAUUACUGAUCGUA